AUGGCAGUGCUUAUACCAAAUGCUUUUGUGAGGUUGCCACAGUUACAAGGAAGGAUCCCUGAGGAUGUGAUCCUGAGAAAUGCUAGUGAGAGAGCGUGGCAUGUCAAAACACGAUAUGUUGAAGAGAAAUUAUAUUUUGAUGAUGGGUGGAGGGCUUUCCAUCAAGAAAACUGCUUAGGACAAGCAGACUUUCUUGUCUUCAAGCAUGAACGGAGAAAUGAGUUCGUGGUACUAAUCCUUCAAUUAUCAACACAGUGUCAAAAGCCUUUGGUAAAGAUGGAGGAGGAGCAAGCAGCAACACAACUAGUUGAGGAGCCAGACAGCUCUUCCGAUGAUGAUGAUGAAGAGAGUGGAGAAGAAUUCGGUGCUGGAUUCAAUCUUCAAAGUCAUCAUAGAAGAGCUUGCAAAAGGGAGACUGCAUCAAGUUCCAACCCCAAUGCUGAAGAUCCUCUUCCACAAUAUGUAUUUGAUCCAGAAAUCUGUAUUCAUCCGGAGAAUCAUUUUUUUAAAGCAAAGCUCUACAGAACUAGACCCAAUGAAUUGCAUAUUCCAGGAAAUGCCAUUCAAGAAUUUUCCCUUACUCUUCCUGAAAAGAUCACCCUUAUAUGUUGUCAACCCUGCCAGCGCAAGGAUAUUCCAAUGAAUGAAUUGGGAGACUAUCAUCAUAACUUGACACCCAUCCGCAUAAAGUAUCAGGAAGUGACAGGAAUAGUGUGUAGGUGGCAAGAUCAUAGAAUAUAUAUCAAGGGUUGGGCAAGCUUUUGUAGAAGGAAUAAGAUUGAAAGAAAUGAUACAUGCUUCUGUGAAGUUAUAUCAGGGGAAGACCAAGUAGUAAAAACACUACGGGUGCAUGUUGCUAGGAGGAGAUGAACACCACGGGUGCAUGUUGCUUAUUUUUAAUUAAUUACAUGCUGUAAAUAUUUUUAGGAAUUAUUACUUAUCAUUCUCUUAUGUAAUAAUGGUUUCUUCCAUUUUCUCAUGGAAUGGUAACCAUAUUUGUCUGUAGUUGGUUGCACCAUCAUUUAGCUUACACUAUGUCACUGCUUGGCCCUUUGUCUUGUUCUGCUUUGGACAACUUCUAUUAAUUGGAUUAGAAUUUGAAAUGUUGUUUGUGGACUUCAA
Glycine soja is the source of this 1122-nucleotide messenger RNA. Its product is annotated as B3 domain-containing protein REM20-like. The record is from RefSeq and is a predicted model, not a curated record. The transcript is spliced from 5 exons. NCBI's taxonomy places the organism in Eukaryota, Viridiplantae, Streptophyta, Magnoliopsida, Fabales, Fabaceae. The coding region runs from base 1 to 870 and encodes 289 amino acids. Gene Ontology annotation, molecular function: DNA binding.